AUGGCUGCAAUAACUAACGUUUGUGAUUUGAAACCAUUCAAGUCGAUGUGGAAGAUUAGAGUUAAAAUCAUACGUUUGUGGAGACAGUACUCUGCUGCUGCUGGUCUGACUAUCGAGAUGGUUCUAAUCGACUCCAAUGGUGUUAAGAUCAAUGCUUCUAUUAAGAAGGAUCUGGUGAAUCAGUUUGAAUCGUUUGUUUCGGAAGGGAGUUCGAAGAUUCUCAUCAACUUCUCACUCACCCCCUCGUGCGGUUCAUACCGAAUCACCAUACAUCCAUACAAACUUGGAUUUCUCUCCACCACUCGCGUGAGGUGUUGCGAUGCUCUGCCUGAUGAGCUAACUGGUUUUGAACCAGCCAACUACAGGGACAUUCUUGAUGGUACACUCAAUUCCGACUAUUUGGUUGAUGUAAUAGGGCAGAUUGUGGAGGUGACCCCAAUUGAAGUCGUAUCGGCUAAUGGAAAAGACACAAAGAAAAUCACUGUUGAACUUCGGAAUGAAAAAGAUGAACGUCUUCCGAUGGUGCUUUGGGGUAACUUUGCUACUGAUGUCAGUGAGGCUAUUGAAAGAAGCGGAGACAGUGCAAUUGUUUGUGUUUUGCGAUUUGGAAAAAUUAAAGUUUGGAAAGACGAGCGUAGUGUGUCAAACGCCUACAACGUUUCAGAUGUUGAACUGAAUCCAUACUUGCCCGAGGUGGAGACAUUUCGAUCACUGUUGCCGAAGGAUGAACUUUCAUUGGUUGUUGUUCAACCUAAACCGCUUGCGCUGACAAAUGGAGGUGGAGACAAAACUGAUUUUUUUGUUAACACUCCAAGGAAAACAAUUGCUGAGAUAAUAGCAGCGAAUGAGGUUGAGAAGUGUAUUGUUAUGUGCACUAUAGCUGCUAUUGAUUCCGACAUGGGUUGGUAUUAUUUGAGUUGCAAAGUGUGUUCGAAGAAGGUAUUGAAGGUGCCUAAUGAUCCUAUUGACAAUGGAGAAGAUGAUGAUGAACUUGGUUUUCACUACUAUUGCGUGAAGUGCAAGGUGAACAACCCAAAGUUGAUUCCAAGAUACAAGUUGCAUUUGGCAGUUCUAGAUAAUACCGGCAAUGCAAAAUUUCUUCUACUCGACAAUCUUGCAGUCCAGUUGCUUCAUCAACCUUGCCUAGAGCUAACUGGACCGACUAUUGAGGAGAUGCAAGACCCGGCUGAUCUUCCUUUGGCACUCAAAGAUUUAGUCGGUAAAACCUAUCUCUUCAAGGUUGGUAUUAAAAAAGAGAAUUACCUAUACAAGAGUGGCACUUACAAAGUGAUUAAGAUCUGCACAAACAUUGACAUGGUUGCCGAGUUCGAGAACUUGAGUCAACCAAAGGGAGGAGUGACUACUUUGGCUUUGGAAAACUCUCUAAUUUCAGAUGCACCGGAGGGAUCCGCAAUGUUGUCUGGAGGGUCGUCCCAGGAAGCCGAAUUUAACGCACUCACUCCUGCUAAACGCCCAGUACCAUCCGUUUACAACUUGGAGGAAUACUAUGAUCAGAAUUCUUUGUCAAAGAAAUCGUGUUCAGUUCGGAUCAAAACAGAGAAGUCUGAGAAAAGUGGCUGA
Molecule: messenger RNA, 1581 nt
Organism: Raphanus sativus (radish)
Lineage: Eukaryota; Viridiplantae; Streptophyta; Magnoliopsida; Brassicales; Brassicaceae
Product: replication protein A 70 kDa DNA-binding subunit C-like
Exons: 11
Coding region: 1-1581 (526 amino acids)
Biological process (GO): DNA recombination; DNA replication; DNA repair
Cellular component (GO): nucleus
Molecular function (GO): DNA binding
Source: RefSeq, a predicted model, not a curated record